AAGAAAGAAUAGAAAAUAAUAAGAGAAGAAAAAAUAGAAUAUGAAUUUAUUUUCAAUAUCAUUUCUUGGAUAUCAAAGGCAAGCUAGAAUAGAAAAUUAAAAUUAUAAUAGUACCAUUUCUUGAAUGAUUUUAGAAUGAUUAAUGUUUUUGGAAUUUACAAGAUGGCGUUAAUAGUCAAUUUUUAUUUAUUUCUAUCUUUUUUUCAUUGUUUGCUAUCUUGUCUUCUAUAUGUUUCAUUCGCGACAUUCUAAAAAUGGCGCGAAUUUUUGAAUUUUUAUUUUAUUUUAUUUCUAUAUCCUUUUCCAAGUAUUUAUCUUUCUUUGCGUUCUUUUUUUAUUUGCUCUCUUCUAUACUUGCAUCUAAGAAACAGCUUCGAUUCUAAUUAAUUUUAUUUUUUUUUCUAACUUAUUGAUUAAAAAUUUUAACAAUUUUAAAAGUAGCAUUUUUUUAAAUUAUUUAUAAAUAACAUUUUUAUAAAAAAAAUUCAUAAAUUAAUAUUAUUUUAUGUCUUAUAUUGCAAUAAAGAAUAUAAUUUCUAAUUUCAUAAAUACAAUUUAUAUGACUAUCAUAAGUUUAUUUACUUGAAAAUAAAGAUCUAUAAAUAUAAUCUAAUACAUAAAAAUAUUUAUGAUAGAUUAUAAUCAAAGAAAUUAUUUUUAAAAUUUUUUGACUUUAAUAGUUUUUGUAAUUAAAUUCCUACAAUUAUAGAAAGUAUUAAAUAUAUUUUUUGCAUGAUUAAUAUUUCAAAACAUGAAUACAAAAUCUCAUUAAAUAUAUUAGGUUAAGUCUAUCUUACAUCAUAUCUGUAAUAGUGAUAAUAUAUUUUUGAUUUAUUGUUGAUACUUUAUUUGCUUAUUUUUUAAUAUAUAAUAAUUCUUUUUUUUAAUAUGUUUAAUAUUCAUUUUUUCUAUAUAAUUUAUUAAUUCAAUAUAAAUUCCGUGACAAAACAUGAAUAAUAAUAAAAUUAUUGUGUAAUAAAAUUAGAAAUUUAAAUAUAACCUCUAUAUAAUCAAUAAUAAUUAUUUUUUGAUAUGUAUACUAGUUUAAAAAAUUCAUUGCCAAAUUUUUCUAUUAAUAUUUUAAAAAGUGUUACAAGAAAAUAUACAAGUUUGACUCUAAAUGAAACAGAAAAUGCAUUUUAUCCAUCUAUAUUGGAUUUAUCCUACGAAGCUAAACUUAAAAGGAAAAAUGAAGAAUGGCACAAUAAAAUUAAAAAAUUAGAAACUGUAGAGGAAAAGUUAAUAGGAAUUAAUAUGCCACGUUAUUAUGGUUGGAAAUCAUUAAAUUUAAAGGAAGGAUUUGUACCAUAUAAUUCAUUACAACAUGCUCAAUAUAUUACACAUACUCAUGUUAUAAACAAUAAUAAAUUACCUGAAUUUUAUGAUACAGUAAUUACAUCUGAAAAAAUAAAUGCUUUAGUACAAAUUAUUAAACAGAAUAUAGAAAAUAUUAUCAUUUUUGAAUAUAAUCAUAGAUUAAAAAAACAAGAAAUAACGGAGGAAGUGGAUACAAAAAAAGAAAAAUUAUUGCAAAAUGAUAUUACAAAGGCACUUGUUUUUCAAAUCAAUCGAAUAAUAUUAGCUGUUUUAUCUUCAACUACACCACAUUUAUUAGAAACUGAAAUAGAUUUUGAACCAAGAGUGGAGGCAUUUUGGUUUGCAGGUGGUAUAGAACACCAACAUUUAUCUAAAAUACCAAAAGUGAAGUCAGAAUUUCUAAAAGAACGUCUACGUAGUGCAGUUACUAUACCUGUCCAAUACGUUGGUUCUCCAAUUUUACAAUUAAGACAUCAAUUUCCUUUAAGAGAGAUUUUUUCUCUAAAUCAAUCUUUGAAUUCAGAAUUACUUAUUCCUGAAUUCAAAUUUAAUCCUAGAGUUCUAGGUUAUAAAUUUUCAUAUAAACAUGCAACUUGUAUACCUGGUUUUUGGCCUGGCGAUCCUUCUGAAUUUGGUUUAUUAUCAUACCAUAAUAUAAAUGAUUUAACUUUUAAUUUCUUACCUUUAAGUGAAGAAGCAAUUACUGUACAAGCUAUCUAUGCAUCUUAUAGUUGGUUAUUAUCACAGGCUUGUUAUCAAGGUUUUUCAACAGUUAAUGAUAUAACAUAUCCAUUAGUGUCACAAACAAUUUUAACAAAUGGUCAAUACUGGUCAUUUUGUGUUUAUCAAUUGAAUACUACAUUAGUCCAUUCAGAAUAUGCAGAUAAUAAUCUAACACGUAAUAUAUGUUGGAUAACACAACCAAUGAUGUUGUUUGAUAAAGUGGAGAAUGGAAAAAUUUAUGGAUUUAAUGAAGAUGUUUUAAAACAAUUGAUCACAUUUUAUAUGAAUGCACCUGUAAAAAAGAAUGAAAAUAUGAAACCAUAUUUAGGUGAUUCUAUAAAGUAUCUUGCUGAUAUUACUGAUAUUGAGCGAAGAAUAUGGCUAGAAAAAUUAUUUAAAUAUUUAAUGUCAAAUAGACCAAGACAUUUCAAAAUACCUGAAAUGUACCAUUGGCAAAAAAUUUAUUUAGUUGACAAUAAAACUCGUUUCUUGGAAAAGAAACGUGAUCCAUGGCAAUUUGGUUAUAAACCUUAUAAACGAAGAUUAGAUGAUCAUAAACCAGUUUAUGUUCCAAAAUGUUUAAGAGAGAAUCCCAAAAAGAAAAAAAUAGGCCGUUGGGCAAAAUCAUAUUAUCCAGAUGCAUAAAAUGUUAGAUUUUAUAUUUACAUAAAUAUUGUUAACAAAAGCAUUUGUAAUUUAUCAAUAUAUAUUUAUCAAUAUAUAUUAUAUCAAUACAUAAAUUAAAUUUUAA
This is a messenger RNA of Apis cerana (Asiatic honeybee), 2791 nucleotides long. RefSeq names its product mitochondrial ribosomal protein S30 (gene mRpS30). The record is from RefSeq and is a predicted model, not a curated record. Gene Ontology annotation, molecular function: structural constituent of ribosome. Gene Ontology annotation, cellular component: ribosome; mitochondrial large ribosomal subunit; mitochondrion. NCBI's taxonomy places the organism in Eukaryota, Metazoa, Arthropoda, Insecta, Hymenoptera, Apidae. Gene Ontology annotation, biological process: translation.